Scomber japonicus (chub mackerel) is the source of this 1539-nucleotide messenger RNA. RefSeq names its product UDP-Gal:betaGlcNAc beta 1,4- galactosyltransferase, polypeptide 6 (gene b4galt6). Gene Ontology annotation, molecular function: UDP-galactose:glucosylceramide beta-1,4-galactosyltransferase activity. The coding region runs from base 390 to 1538 and encodes 382 amino acids. Lineage: Eukaryota; Metazoa; Chordata; Actinopteri; Scombriformes; Scombridae. The transcript is spliced from 9 exons. Gene Ontology annotation, biological process: glycosphingolipid biosynthetic process; carbohydrate metabolic process. The record is from RefSeq and is a predicted model, not a curated record.
CCUUCAAUGCUGGCGAUAAAAGCAUCGCUGGCGACACCGUAACCAUGGAAAACUACCACACGUACCUCUGAGUAGUAUUACUAACAAGCUGAUCGCCCGUUUAGUAACGGUUUCAAUAUGCCCGACCGGCGGUGCUGCAUGCGGCUCUCUGUCGCUUGAUAUUACCGUUACAGGCUGUUUCCAUCUGGAAAUUUCUUGGCAGGGGAAAGCAGGCCAGCUAGCACCGCUAGCUUUAGCCUUUUCAGCACUCAAUCUCUGGGCUUGGACGUUCCGUUUUUUCCAUGACCACACCAUUGACAUUGUUGUCUAUCAAUUCGAGGACUUUUUAACUCCAAAAAAAGUAUUUUAUGGGAUUCAUAUCGGCGAAAGAGAAGCGGGCCUAAGCCAAAAUGGUGAACUGGAGGCGGCUGCUGCGAAUGUCCAACCGAUCGUUCCUGGCCUUCAUAUUCUUCUUCUCCAUGUCCACCACUUGUCUCUACUUCAUCUAUGUGGCUCCAGGAAUAGCGAACACAUACUUCUUCAUGGUGCAGGCUCAGGGCAUCAUGUUGAGGGACAAUGUGAGGACCAUCGGCCAGAUGAUCCGAUUGUACACCAACAAAAACAGCACGCUCAACGGGACGGACUAUCCUGAUGGCAGUAACUCCAGUGAAUACCUGGUCCAGCCAACCACGUACCUCCCCGAGAACUUCACCUACGCCCAGAACCUCCCCUGCCCAGAGCGAUUACCUUCUAUGAAGGGCCUUAUGGAAGUGAACAUGACAGAGAUCCCCAUGGAGGAGAUAGAAAUUAAGUUCUCCAAGUUUUUUGACAUUGAGUUCGGAGGCCAUUGGAAACCAAAGGACUGCAAGCCUCGCUGGAAGGUGGCCAUCCUGAUUCCAUUUAGAAACCGCCAUGAACAUCUACCCAUCCUUUUCCAUCACCUCAUCCCUAUGCUGCAGAGACAGCGACUGCAGUUUGCCUUCUACGUCAUUGAACAGAGUGGGAGCCAACCCUUCAACAGAGCCAUGCUGUUUAACGUGGGUUUCCUGGAGGCCAUGAAGGACUUGGACUGGGACUGCCUGAUCUUCCACGAUGUAGACCACAUCCCUGAGAACGACCGCAACUACUACGGCUGUGGUCAGAUGCCUCGCCACUUUGCUGCCAAACUGGAUAAAUACAUGUACAUUCUCCCAUACAGCGAGUUCUUUGGUGGUGUGAGUGGACUCACUGUGGAGCAGUUCCGUAAAAUCAACGGCUUUCCCAAUGCAUUCUGGGGAUGGGGAGGAGAGGACGAUGACUUGUGGAACAGGGUUCACUACGCUGGUCUGAAUGUCACGCGGCCAGAGGGGGAGCUCGGAAAGUACAAAUCUAUUCCUCAUCACCACAGAGGAGAGGUGCAGUUCCUCGGGAGGUAUAAACUGCUAAGGUAUUCCAAAGAGCGGCAACACCUGGACGGCCUCAACAACGUCCACUACGUCCCCCACACGUCCCUCAGCAGCCUCUACAAGAACAUCACGGUGGACCUGUACCCCGAGCUCGCUCCUAUCGCAGACUACUGAA